Molecule: messenger RNA, 3537 nt
Organism: Puccinia graminis f. sp. tritici CRL 75-36-700-3
Lineage: Eukaryota; Fungi; Basidiomycota; Pucciniomycetes; Pucciniales; Pucciniaceae
Exons: 11
Coding region: 1-3108 (1035 amino acids)
Biological process (GO): mRNA processing; primary miRNA processing
Cellular component (GO): nuclear body
Molecular function (GO): nucleic acid binding
Source: RefSeq, a predicted model, not a curated record
AUGUCCGACUCGGCCGGUCUGGAAGAACCACGUCUCAGAAGUCCAUCUCCCGGUAGAGGUGGAAGAUUUGAUGAUGGUGGCCGACGCUCCCCUCCUCCACCCGGAGACAGGUGGAAUGGUGGAAAUGGUCCACCUGGAUCAAAUUCACGUGGAAGAUCUGUUGAAUUUGGUAGGAAACGACGGAGGGAUGAGUCUCCCCCCAGUCGGGAUCGGUAUAUCCCCAAUUACGAACGUGAGCCAUACAGAGAACGAGACAGACGAGAUUAUCCUUACCCUAUCCUUGACCAUGGUGGGUCAUUACCACGUCCAUCCACCUUACCUAUCGUCAGAACCUCAGCACUCUGGUGCUGUCAAUUUCUAAGUCAUCUCUUCAAUCACCUUCUUCUGCCAACAGAUCGUCCAGUUCGCCAUGGCCCAAACCCCGAAGUCUUCGAUGACCCCUAUCGGCGUAGUGGAAAUGCUUAUCGUGACGACAUGUUUACGUAUUCGCCCGAUCGCGGUCUAUCAGGUCGUGGGGGACCCAAUCACUCUCGUUCCCAUCUAACACCACCUUCCGAGGUCCCCCACCUUGUCUCGUUUCGGUAUUUUGCUGAUUUCAUGCGCUCAACCUCCCCACACAUUGCCGAAGACAAAGAGAAACUUGCCGAGCAAUGGAAACGGUACCGUCAAGAUCAUACACGAAAACAACUUGUUGCCUUCUUUGAGGAAAAUAAAUCGAAAGCUUGGUUCCGUGAGAAGUAUCAACCUGGUCCCGAGUUUGAAGAACUUCGACAGCGAUUGAAGAAAAAGGGAAGAGAGGGCAAGAUUGAGAGUUUUAUUUCACGGCUAGAGAAAGGCGAUUUGGAUAUCCUUAACUACGAUUACGCCUCCGCUCCCACUUCAAUCAAGAGGCUGGUGGUCCCUAAAUCAUUGACAGAUCAGCUGGAAGACCGUGGUACUUCCGGCCUCAAGACUGACCCUGGUCCUGCCGCACCGUCAACUCAAGCUCCGACCACAAGUCAAGACGGCGAAAUAAAAGAAUCUACACUCCCACCAAAGCCAGACUCCGAGGUCACUACAGUUUCGGAGGUUGGCAAAGUCAAGACCGAAUCCGAUGCAGAUGUGAAAAAUGAGAUCACUUCGACCAACCCAGAUGCGGAGGGAGAAGAUUACGAAGAGCCGGAUGAUGAGUUCAGUGCAAGCAUGGCCGAAGCAUUGAAUGGUCCGAAUACAGGACUAGCGCCGUCCAGUGCGUUAGGAAGCCUUAUUGGUGAAAGCAUGAGAGGCAAAAUGGGCUCUGAUGAUAUCGUCAUCUUACCCCCUGCGGAUAAUCAGCUUUUCAUCAAAAGCAUCAGCCCCGAUAUCUCUCGUACAGAACUGGAAAACCAUUGCAAACAAGUGGAAGGGUUUGAUUACCUUGCCCUGUCAGAUCCCCACACCGGGAAGAAACUACAUCGGGUCGGGUGGGUGUCUUUUGUACCUGGUACUGACAUGAAAGCGGCUGAAAGCGCACUUGGAGAAUCAAAAAUCAAUAAUUUUACUCUACAUCUCAUGAGAACCGAACGUCCGGCGUUCCAGAAGCUACGUCUCUGUCCGGGAAUCAUGAACACACAUGAACGCAUUAUCAAGGAUUUGGGGCAGAUUCGCAAGCUUGCCGCUUGUUUUGAAGCUGAAUAUUUCGGAACUGGUUCGAAUCAGGAGAAAUGUGGUAGCACGGCCAUCGAAGCCAAAAUCAGCAAGAUGAAAGAUGAAACGGGGCAGAACCUCGAGUCAACAUCCAAGCAACCACCGGCAGAUACAGGCGGUGGUACCCCUACGCCCCAAGAUCCUGGACUUAAUCCUCAGGAUUCGGAUCUCAAGCCGGAUCUACCUGAAGAGAAGAACGUGAUGCUCGACAAAAAGGCACUGGAUUUUUACAUAUACUAUCUCCGAACUGUAUUCAACUGUUGCUAUUAUUGUGUAUGCAUCUGUGAUUUCCAAGAAGAACUUUGUCGGAGAUGUCCCAAGCAUGUUCGGAAAGCUCCUUCCCGCCACCUUGAUGAUCACUCGACCACCGCCACCCCGCAAAGUCACAGAAGGAAUGCCAAUUCUCAAAAUUCGACCCAUCUCAAGUCCAACGAGAGCAAUUGGGCACGUACCCUAGACGACCGGGUUGCACUGAUCCUGACUCCAUCUGAAGUCGACCCUCGAGAGUUUGGCGGAGAAAGGAUUGAUGAUGAAAUACAUCGAUUGUGCCAGCCUCAGAUAACCGACGAGGGUGCCGGGAAGUUCCGGUGUAAGAGCUGUAGCAAACUUUUCAAAGCAAUGAACUUUAUUGAGAAGCACAUCAUGUCUAAACAUGGUGAGGUGAUCAAUCAGGACUCCAUCGAAAGGAUCAAAUACCUUAACAAUUACAUCUUAGACCCCUCCCAUACCACUCCUCAGCCCCCACCACCGCCAGAAUAUGGACACUCCCGAACACACAAUGGGAUAUCAGCAGGCCCGCCGGCCUCUCAUGGUAUGAUGCCGAGUAUGGGACAUGGCCACCCUGCCGAUUUCCACAACGGAGGCUACCCCCCGAUGAUGAAUAGCACGAUGUCGGGGCCAGGUGGGAUGAUGAUGGGUGGGCCGUAUGGGAAUUACAUGCCCCCAAUGUAUCCGUCCUAUGGACCUGGCCACUCCUACCCUCCUCCGAUGAGUGGUCCUCCACCGAUGUUUCCCAACGGCCCGAUGAUGAGCGGACAUGGGAACGGCGGAGGCCCUUCGUACGGCGGGCCGUAUUACAUGGGUAAUAUGGGCCCAGGCGCGCCCUAUCCACCGGCCUACCAGCCCCACCACCAAGUGUACUCAUCUCUACCUGCAAUCCCUCCCCCGGCCCGUCCUCCCAAUGGAAAUGCACGUCGUCUCGGCGAUCGAAUUUCCAGACACUUCGCCGAUGAUCUUGGAUUACCUGCUCCCCCUCAUCAUCAUGAUCAUAAACGAUCCCGAAGAGACGAUUUCACUCGGCCGACGAAUGGGUCCUUCGCCGGAUCAACCACCUCCAAUGGCCCACUUCCCCCUCUCGUUGCGUCUGAUCCUCGAUCUAAAACUGUUCUCGCAUAUAACGACCUUGAUACUCCUGCUGGGGAUGAGGUGGUCUUGAAUUAUUGAAUGUUUUUUCAGUUCACUUCAUUUCAUUUCAAUUUUUUUUUUUAAUGUUGAUUGAUUAAUUGAUUGUGUUACAUAGUUUUAUUUUGUGCCUUGUUUUUUUUUUUUCUGUCACUGAUUGUCAAUUCAACUUUUUUUUCACAAAAAAAGAACCCUAGUCCUAUAUUCAUCAUUUUUUUACAUACAUAUGUCUGUGUCAUGUCUCUCUUUGUGUUAAAAUACUACUUCUACAGACCAUGAUAUCUAUAUCUAUGUGUAUAUACAUACAUAUAGCUAUACAUAUAUAUAUACCUUUCUCACCACCAACCCCCCCCCCCUUCUCCAUUUUUCUUUCCUUUUUUUUUUUCUGUGUAUGCUCUCUGACUCUGUUUGUUAAUCUUUCUUUUACUGAUCCUGGCAAUGUCUCCUCUUUUUUCAUAAGCAAGUUCAUAG